Molecule: messenger RNA, 2480 nt
Organism: Menidia menidia (Atlantic silverside)
Lineage: Eukaryota; Metazoa; Chordata; Actinopteri; Atheriniformes; Atherinopsidae
Source: the annotation of a GenBank genome assembly
AACAAGGACAUCCUUUCAAGCCGGAGGCUUAGACAUUCAGCGUUAGGGAGAGAGGGCGAGGAGCGGAGUGGUGCCUGCUGAUAAGGUGCUAAAGGCCUGAUAGAGUCAAAGGUGCUGCUCGGAGAAAAAGGUUCCGAUUUCCGCCGCAGACCCUGAGCAAAGCGCUUAGAAGAUAAGACAUGGGAGCGUACGAUGAACAAGGGGCGGCCGUGGAGGAACCACAAGUUGGCCAUAUGCUGAUUAAAGAGAGCACAGACAGGUCAGGCCCUGAUCACCACAUGUCCACCCCCAUCUCCCUUCGCACACGGCCCAGCAAACAUUCCCAGAAGCUGGUCCACAAUGACAAGAUGUUUAUGGUUGGCGGAUGGACCCACAGUGACCCGUCCGGUCUGGUUGAACAGUUCUGCCCGGAGUACAAUGAAUGGAGAACAGCGGCGCGCAUGCUCAACAGCCGAGGCAGCGUGGCCGUCGGCGCGCUGGGGGGCAGGCUGUACACCGUGGGGGGGGAGGACAACAUCAGAUGUCACAGCAGUGUGGAGAGGUACAGCCCGGACGCAGACAGCUGGAGUACGGAUGUAGCACCCUUGAGCAGCCCCCGCAGCGGCGUGUGUCUGGCAGCGAUGGACGGAUACCUGUACGCCAUCGGAGGGCACGACGGCUUUACUGCCAUGAAUACUGUGGAGAGGUACGAUCCAAAAAUGAAUGCUUGGAGCAAGCAGACGCCAAUGCUGACCAGAAGAGCCAGAGCAAUGGCUGCUGUGCUGGGGGGGCACCUGUAUGUGAUUGGGGGAAAUGAUGGUGAAACCACUCUGAGUUCAGUGGAGCGAUACGACCCUAUAGAUGGUGACUGGUCGAUAUGCGCCGGCAUGCUCAGCCCCCGGGAGGGUGCCGGCUGCGCCGUGUACCUUGGCUGCAUUUACGUUGCCGGGGGCAAAGACGAGCUGAACCUGGAGCUCUGCGCCGCCGAGAGAUUUGACCCCGAGAAUAUGAGGUGGAUGCCCGUGAAGCGCAUGAGGAACAAGAGAGACAACGUGUCUCUUGCAGUCUUCAAUGGAGCACUGCUGGCUAUCGGAGGAUUUGAUGGUGUUUCCUACCUGAAAACAAUAGAAGUCUACAGCCAUGAAACCAACACAUGGAGACACUUUGGGAGCAUGAAGAGCAAGCAUCCAGGCGGGAGGGUGGCUGUUCUGUGCUGAAACUCCACAAUCCUCACAUUAUUGUUGAAGAGCAGUAGCCUAAUGGAUGCACUGUCAUAUAGAGAACCUAAUAUAAAGCAGCAUGAUGGCUGCAUGGCCCAGGAGAGCACACCAAAGGGAGAAACAACUGGAUCAAAUUUUGGAUUUAGAUGUACAGAAAUGUAUGGCUAUUGAUCAUCAAGCUUGCAAAACGUUUUAAUAUAGGUUGUUUGGUUCUGCGUGGUUAUUUGAUUGUCUUACAAAUGAUAACGCUCAGUGUAAAUAAAAAACACAAAUAAACAUAUAUUUUUAUCAUAUUGCACAACAUUCACAUUUUAAAAUGCAGUGUUUUAGCUUCUGUCUCUUUAAGACUCCCCUUCUAAAAAAUCCCAUCAUGUUGUGAAAUGAUGUGGCAUUUUAACUAAUCAGCUUGAAAGGUGUCCGUUCAUUGUUUGUGUGAGGUGUGCCUAACUAACCACAGGGGAGGACGUCACGUCAGGGUCAGCUGACUUUUAUCUGGACACUGAGCUCUCUACCUGCAGACAUGCACAAAAAACUAUGCAAGGAUAACAGGAAAAAGACAAAAUCCCAAAACAUCACACUGUGACCUGUUUUAAAAUGAAAAUUAAUCAAGGCUCUUAUGAACCACUGCCUGCGUCAUUUCGGAUAACUUUAAACUGUGAAUGCCAAUCAUGUUGUACCAUUUUAUAUUUGUAUUGUCUCUUGGGAGUAUUCACCCUGCUAUUUUCCUGUAAAACCCAGGGGUGUCACUGUAAAGGAAUGAUCCAAUUGCCUAACUGUAAAUGGGUAAACAAAAACAUGAAGUAAAGUAACAAAAAUCUGUCGAAUCCAGUUGUGGAACAGAAUUCUGUGGGAAUCCAGAUCCUGGAUCAAAUAAGCCAGCGAUUGAGAUCUGACUGCUGGCAUGGGAAACUGUAAGUGGCUGUGUGGGCUUGAACAUGAUGACGCUCAGAGCUCUUUUCCCUGGAGGAUAAUGGGCUGAAAUGUGGAGAGGCUGAACACAAGGAAGGCGCACAGAGCAACACGGCUUUUUCUGGAGGCAGCGGUGUCUCCCACUCAUCCGUCUGUGCUUACAGAAUGAAUAUUUUUUUCAAUUUAAGGGGGACAGUUGUGAGACAAAAAGCAGAGGACAGAGCUGUUCCAGGUAUGUUUUGAGAGAAAAAGGAUCUGAAUAUGUUUACGUGGAUAUUGAGAGGCGAAGUUGCCGACACUUUGUGUGCAUGCUGUGUGCUCCAUCGUGGUUGUAGGAUGGGAGGAAAAAAAAUAAAGCUAUUGAAUAUCUUG